ACCAACUUCAUUGGUCCAUCUUUCGGUGAUGCAUCUGGCUAAUUUUUCACCAGUGAUUUUACCAAUAGGGAAGAACAUUGUAUAUUUUGAGAACAAGCAGGUUAGGACAAAAAUAAAGCGUUUUUGGUGUAUAGACUGAGGUAGUGGCCCAUAGAUGUCAGCUGAUAUUAAUUCAAGUGGUUGUGAGGGUAAAAUAGGUAUCAUUUCUCCUGCUAUGUGAAAACGAUUAUGCUUUGUUUUUUGACAGAUGUCGCAGGCUCUUAUUAACUGUGUAACCUUUUUGUUCAAUCCUUUGAAGUAACAACACGUUUUCAGGGCAUGUAUUGUUUUCUUUAUACCAAAGUGACCAAUUCGUUCAUGUGUUUCCAAAAUUACGUCCUUUUCUAGGGUGUGUGGUAUGACUAGAUGCCAAAAAUCGGAGUUUUUAUUAGCCUUAUAAAACAAAUGGUCGUUGAACACAGUGUAGCGUUGUAGGUACUGGUGCUCUUUUACUGGAGGGUUGGAUAACUUGCGAAUGAGAUCUGUGAUUUUGUUGUCCGUUGAUUGUGCGUUUUUAAAUUUUUCAGAUGUGAGGAGUUCGGUGUGCAGGAGCGGCGAUAUAUUGAAGGGUAACGGCACUGGUUGAUCUUCGGCUACAUAGCAUUGGAAUGUCGUCUCAUUUGCAUAGGUGUCACUUCCUUCUCUGGACAAGAAAUCAGCAGUUUGAUUUCGUUUACCUGGCAGGCAAGUCGGGUGAACCUGAGAUUUCGGCCGUUGAAGAGGAAGGACAGGUAAUCUCGAGAUUCUUCGGCCACUUGUACCUGCCAAUAUCCGGCGCUGAGGUCGACGGUGGAGUAUAUGGUCUUGCCAUGGAACGUCUGCAACACCUGAUCGAUCUGGGCGGGAGCUUCACGGUCGUCGUCGAGAAUCAUGUUCAGCUGGCGGGCGUCGAGACAGAGUCGGGUGGAGCCGUCCUUCUUCGAAACGCAGGUAAUACCAGGAAGGAGUAUGGGAAGCACUUUCCUUCGACUUGGAUCUCCAGGAGGCAUUGUUUAGAUAUUCGGAGACGACGUCCUGGUGUGACACCUGAUAGGAUGAGGGUCCAGUCAACGGCGGGAGCGGGUGCAUGGUUAUCGGUUAGCCGCUGGUUUUUUAUCCGAGCAACGGUGCGAGAAAUGGGAGUUCCUGUUUCUGAGACGUCAUCGACUGAGUGCUCUUCUGAUGUUUCAUCCUCCGGCUCUUGGGCUACCAACGUAUCCUCCACCAGAAUGCAGCUCUCCUCCACCUGCGUCGAAGAUAAAUCAUCCAGUACAUUGGGAUGGAAAUCGGCGGAUGCGGCGGCAGAUGCGGAUGGCGGCGAACAAUCGGGUGAGAUGUCUUCGGUGUCCGACAGACUUGGAUUGACCUGGUCGUUUCCUGCCAUAGUUUGCGGAAAAAUAGCGCAACGAAAGUGUGCAGUGAAUAAACGUGAAAGUGUUGUGAUAUAUAAAAUAAUUAAUAAGAAAUCCAAUAGAAAUUGUGAUAGCUUCGUAGUGAGUGAAAUACGGAAAAAGUGGUUUAGCAAUGUGUUCAGUGAUAAAAUGAGUCAAAAGCAGACACAUCAGGGGUAA
Nilaparvata lugens (brown planthopper) is the source of this 1589-nucleotide messenger RNA. RefSeq lists its product as uncharacterized. Lineage: Eukaryota; Metazoa; Arthropoda; Insecta; Hemiptera; Delphacidae. The transcript has 5 exons. The record is from RefSeq and is a predicted model, not a curated record. The coding region runs from base 648 to 1589 and encodes 313 amino acids.